CACAAUGUACGGGAGGCUGGAGUCAGGUCAUUGCCGUAGAUUUACCUCCGUACCCAGCGGAGUCGGCCACCGCGCCGGGGACGCGAGGCGUGGUAGGGCUCGGGUUACCCGGGACUCUCAGCUCCGCGAAUCCCGCCAGGCCUGCCGUUGAGUGAAGUGGCCCGGGCCUGAGGCCGUGCAGGCCGAGGGUCUGGGGUGAAUGUGGCCCCCAGGGGUCAGCGGCCCCAUUAGGGGAAAGAAAGAAUUUAAACCUUCUCUCAGAAUUGUAUGGCAGAAAUAAAGAAGACGACAGCCAAGGGUCAUCUGAAAUUGUGAUUGGCUCUCUAGUAAUUCCAGGACAAAGUCAGAGAUCACGACUCAAGCAUAAGUUUUCCUAAGACCACUACAAAGAUGUUUGAUAUAAAGGCUUGGGCUGAGUAUGUUGUGGAAUGGGCUGCAAAGGACCCAUAUGGCUUCCUUACAACAGUGAUUUUGGCCCUUACUCCAUUGUUCCUAGCAAGUGCUGUACUAUCCUGGAAAUUGGCCAAGAUGAUUGAGGCCAGGGAAAAGGAGCAGAAGAAGAAACAAAAACGUCAAGAAAAUAUUGCAAAAGCCAAACGACUAAAAAAGGAUUGAAGAAAAGAACAGGCUCUGAAACCAGAGGAAAAUUAUUUGGAAAAUUAUGCAGCUUUGGAGAAGGACUCAACUAAGGUUUCUUCUUUGGGUUUUGUGACCGUAUUAUAUAGUAAACAAAGUCUGACUAUAUGGAAGAAUCAUGUUAGUUAUGACCUCAGUACUGUAGUAACUUUUAUGCUUGGAUAUAGAAAUAUGUUGGUAUCUGUGACAGUUAUUGGGUAAAUUGGCAUUUAUUCUACAAAAUCUUUAUAACUGAUCAUUUAUUAGGCUAUCUACUGAAAUAAAAAUAUCCUAUGGUGAACAAAAUGACUUUAGAUUAUGAACUUUAUUCAAAUAGCAGCUUAAAUUCAGGUCCUGUUCUGGACAAAGAAAGUAAAAGUCAGAAUUGUCCUCUUUAAGAUGAAAAGUAUGUUUGGGCUUAAAAAAGUAUUAAUCACAUCCUUUGUCAUUAUUGCUUAUUUCAUGCAAUAUAAUCAUUUCUGGUUUCCUCAAAGCAAAUAUUAAUCAUUUAAUUCUUUAUUUUCUGUAUGGUUUGUGUGAUUUUUAGCCUUUACACUGGUAAUAUAAAUAUCAAACAUUCUGCAUUUUUUAAACCUAAUUUUAUAAAGAGUUCUCUUGACUUGUAGAAUACUGCCUGCUGUAUAUAACAUUUUUUUUUAUUUACGAGCACGGCCAUUUUCUUAGACAUGACUUGUGUAGAAUAAAAUUAUAAUUUAAAGCUUGCAGUACAAAUGCCAAACAUUAUAGUACCUUGAAACCUCUUUAUUUUUGCUUGCGCUAAGUAGAAAUGUGAAAUAGUUAAUAUUCUUAUCAGGUAAUUUGCUUACUAUAUACCACUUUUGUUUUUUACUCCAUUUUUUUGUUUAACUCAUGUGGUAGUGAUGUCCUAUACUUUUUGAUCAAACAAAAGAGUUCUUUUAAGGAACUCUUAAGAUGAAUAGUUGAGUCGUACUUCAUAAGUGUUAAGAAAAGCUUGGAAAAAUUUUGUUGGGCAUAGUAAUUGGGGUGAAAAUAGAUAAAUUACUUCAAAAUGAGAAUGUUACAUUUGGAAGUAAAGAGCUAAAGACUAUUUCUCAUUAAGUAGUAAAACUGGAAUUUUUGCUAUUAAACAUGGCUUUUGUAAAUAUGUGCUCUAAAAUUUUUUUUCUUGGUCAGUCUUUCAUAGCUUAUUAAUGUUUUCCUUACUUUUUAUAUGAAUUUUAAGUUACAGAAAAUUGUCCAGCAGCUAAUUUAAAAAUGAAACUAGAUAUUGAAAUAAAUUUGAUAUUUUUAUAAAGAGUUCCUAGGUUUUUGUUUUUGAUGGUGGUUUUUUUUGGGGGGGGUAAUUCAAAUUAGAUAUGUCAUGGAUGUUAGGUUUCUCAGGUUACAAAUUUCAAUUACAGUUAAACAUUCUUGUAAAAGUUUAGAACAGUGUUUCUCAAAUUUGAAAAUUUAAGGACCCCUGAGAAUGUUUAGGGACCAGUUUGAACAACACUUAAUGCUGUUAUUUUAGGUUACUAGUUACUACUUGUUACCACUUUAAGUUAACACAUUGCAAUUCCAGGCACUGAUAUAAUUCAGUGUUUACUUAUGAGGUGGUUAUUCAGGUGAUCUAGAAUAAUGCUUUUUCAUAUUACAUUGAAAUUCAAACUUUAAAAUGCUUAUGUAGACACUGGCCCCAUGGGUCUGCAGGUUCCAGUUUAAGAAAAACUUACCUUAAGAUGUUUCUAAAAUGUUCUGAGAUUCUUCAAUAAAGCUGUUCAUGAAGGAA
Molecule: messenger RNA, 2365 nt
Organism: Choloepus didactylus (southern two-toed sloth)
Lineage: Eukaryota; Metazoa; Chordata; Mammalia; Pilosa; Megalonychidae
Gene: SMIM15
Product: small integral membrane protein 15
Exons: 3
Coding region: 391-615 (74 amino acids)
Source: RefSeq, a predicted model, not a curated record